GGCCCAUAUCCACACGAUUUGUAGCCCUUCCUGUUUUCAUCCUUGUCCAUGAAACUGUUAAUGCCAAGAAUAAUCAACAUUGUUCUCCUUCUUCCUGUGGCCAAAUCCACAACAUAACUCACCCAUUUCGACUCAAAGGCCAUCCAAACAAGUGCGGGGACAAAAGAUACACACUGUCUUGCGAGAACAAUGUCACAGCGCUGUGUCCUUUUUUUAGUGUUGCAUUUUUAUAAUAGAUUAAAUGGCACUAUAAAUUGUUCCCCUGUUUUGCCCUGUUUUCAAAAGAUUUUUUUAGGAUUUUGUUUUAAUAUUUUAUUCUCUUUUUAAUUUUCUUGCAGAUUAUUACGGUGGCGUAUUCAUGCUUUUUGCCCUAUUUUUAGCGGCCAGAUGUAUAGUUGGGACUCCAUUUGUGAUUUCUUUUUUGGUCCAUAAAUGGAGAAGGCGACAUUUAUCAAUGUAUAGUUGUAUUGAAGAAUUUCUACAGAAUCAAAAUAACCUCAUGCCUAUAAGGUAUUCGUACUCUGACAUUAAAAGAAUGAGUAAAGGCUUCAAGGAAAAAUUGGGUGAAGGAGGAUAUGGCACCGUAUACAAAGGAAAGCUUCGAAGCGGCCAAUUUGUAGCAAUCAAGCUGUUGGGUAAAUCCAAGGCUAAUGGCCAAGAAUUUGUUAAUGAAGUUUCAACUAUUGGAAGGAUUCAUCAUAUGAAUGUGGUGCAACUUAUCGGAUUUUGUCUUGAGGGAUCAAAGCGUGUUCUUGUAUACGAAUUCAUGUAUAAUGGAUCCCUUGAUAAACACAUUUAUAGUAGAGAAGGAAUUAAUUCCUUAAGCUGCAAAAAAAUGGCUGAAAUAUCGUUGGCAGUGGCUUGUGGUAUUGAAUAUCUUCAUCAAGGAUGUGACAUGCAAAUAUUGCAUUUUGAUAUUAAGCCUCACAACAUUCUUUUAGAUGAGAAUUUCAAUGCAAAGAUUUCGGAUUUUGGAUUAGCAAGAUUAUGUCCAUUAGACAACAAUACCGUGUCUCUUACUGCGGCAAGAGGAACUAUAGGAUACAUAGCUCCAGAGUUAUUUUACAAAAACAUUGGAGGAGUUUCUUCAAAAGCUGAUGUGUAUAGUUUUGGAAUGUUGUUGAUGGAAAUGGCAAGUAGACGGAAGAAUUUGAAUGCAGUUGCGGAGAAUUCAAGCCAAAUUUACUUUCCUUCAUGGGUUUAUGAUCAAUUCAACGAAGGAAAAGAUAUAGAAUUACUGCAAAAUGCGGCAGAGGAGGAAUUAAAAGUAACUAAAAAGAUGAUUAUGGUAGCAUUAUGGUGCAUACAGCUAAAGCCUAGUGAUCGUCCCCCAAUAAAUGAAGUUGUAAAGAUGUUGGAAGGAGAAGGUGAAAGCUUACAAAUGCCUCCAAAACCUUUCUUCUGUCCACAGGAGACGCCUACAGAGAAUGCUGGGGAGGAAUCAUCAAAUCCUACGCAAUCCGCAUUAUCAGACACUACUACGUGACUGCAGAGAACAACUUUUAAUUGAUAUUAGAUCAGCUUACUUGAUUAAUGUUUAAUGCUUGGGGAAAUAAUUGUGAUUUUGUAUCUUAAUUGACCAGAUAGUUUUUUUUUUUUUUUUUUUUUUUUUAAUUUUCUUUUUAUUGUUCGUUUUUUUCUGCCCCUGUUUUCUGAAUUCC
Messenger RNA from Ziziphus jujuba (common jujube), 1661 nucleotides. Its product is annotated as rust resistance kinase Lr10. Gene Ontology annotation, molecular function: protein kinase activity; ATP binding. The record is from RefSeq and is a predicted model, not a curated record. Gene Ontology annotation, biological process: protein phosphorylation. Lineage: Eukaryota; Viridiplantae; Streptophyta; Magnoliopsida; Rosales; Rhamnaceae. The transcript has 2 exons. The coding region runs from base 359 to 1486 and encodes 375 amino acids.